Trichoderma breve is the source of this 669-nucleotide messenger RNA. RefSeq lists its product as uncharacterized. The record is from RefSeq and is a predicted model, not a curated record. The transcript has 3 exons. Lineage: Eukaryota; Fungi; Ascomycota; Sordariomycetes; Hypocreales; Hypocreaceae. The coding region runs from base 1 to 669 and encodes 222 amino acids.
AUGGCUCUCAUCAACUACUGUCCUACACUGGUUGCAGCCAGCGAAUGGCCAGAUGCUAUGACUAGCAGCAAUUUAGAAGAAGAUGCUGUUGGUAAUAAGGUCCUUUGGUUACUUGCAAAAGUCAUUGAACUCCGAUUUGCGCCACCUAGUAGCACCAUGCCAGACGGCCAUGAACAAACUCUACGAGACAUUGGCUCAGAGGUGGACAAGUGGUGGGAUGACCUGCCAUCAACAUCACGCGGAUUGUCAUCUGGUGAGAUAUCUGAAGAUGGCCUUUCCCAACUAUGGUUUUGCGUUCAGUCUGCAGCCGCUGGUUUGCUUUAUUUUCACAUGGCAAAGAUUUUGCUAUUGGAAGAGCCUAUCCGACCCUUAGAUCCAAAUUUAUUGGAAGGUCGAUAUGAGCAUGAAAGUUCUAUAGAGCAGUUGCAUCAUCAUUCUCGGGCCAUAACGUCCAUCUGCUUUUCGCCAGGUGUGCGAGACGGGGUAUUAGUUGUUGCGGUCAAUCCGCUGUACUACGCGGCGAAACAUGCCCCAUCGUUAUCUUUAAAGGUAAAGAUCUGGGCACUUCUAGACAAGAUUGAGAAAGAAUUAGGGUUCCACACUCGGACUCGUGUCAUGGAGUUGCAGAGGGAGCUUGAAUCACAGAUAUCGCAUAAUGUAUUAUCUUAG